CUGGAAGGAGAAGAAGGAGAACCUCUGGUCAGGUGACACUAUAUAAAGGUUUUCACACCGAUAGUAACAUGUAACUCCGUUUCCAGGAAAUAAUUGUAAAAUAUUUUUAAAAUACAGAAUUGCAAAAACAUAGCUAUAUGUGUGCAAAAUAUUGAAAGAGAGUCAGUUGUAAUCUCUGAGCAGAUUUCUUUUUAAUUUCACCUUUAUUGAUGUGUAGGUUUUUGGUGCAGAGUGUGCGAGGGCUUCCCAGGAAGGCGGGAUCUGAAGAGCUGGUGGAGGAACUCACUGGGUGGCCUAAGGAGGUUAUUGUCCGAUUGGCUUCUAAGAAAGACUCACGUUCCCUGAGGCCAAAGUCUGGAAAAAGAGGAGGAGGACGGCAGAGAAGGAGCUGGGAAUGGCUGUUCCUCAGGAGUGCAGGCCCUGAUCUGUCAAUGGGGGACAUUCGAGGCUCUGGAAUAUACGUCCCGAAUGCCCCUCCAGUGGACAGCUGGCGAGAGAGUCUGUGAGGGAGAUGAAGGUUGUCAGGACACGCUGGUGCUCAUCGAGAAUGGACCUCUGGUGUACAUAGUGCUCACCAAGGGCUGCACCCAGGCCACGGAUCACGAGGCCCGCAUCACCAAGCACAACCCGGGCCCUGGCGUGUCUGUCAUCUCCUACACCCGCGUGUGCCGCCAGGAUGCCUGCAAUGACCUCCCCACCACCCUCCCUCUCUGGGAUCUGCCCUCCCCCACAGUCCCAGCGUCCAUGAGGUGUCCAGUCUGCUUGUCCCCAGCAAGCUGUAGGUCUACCAGAGAGGAGACCUGCCCAGCCGGGACCACACACUGCUACAGUGGGGAACUGGUGUUUAUCGGAGGGGGCAUCGGAACCAGUGUCAGCAUCCAGGGAUGCGUGCCUCAAGAAGGCUGCAACUUGUUUAAAGGGACUCAGCAUAUCGGGCCCUUGGUAAUGAUUGAGAACUGCAUUCCUAGAGGUUUACUGACCUGUCACCAGGGAAACAUGCAGUGGACUCAUCACAACCUGUCUCAUGAACCUGUCAAAUGGCCCACGCAGAGGCAACAGACCUGUGAUAUUGUGGAGGUGUGUCAGGAGACGCUUCUGCUCAUAGAUGUAGGACACACGUCACUCAUCCUGGGGAGCAAAGGCUGCAGCUUGGACUGGACGGAGCCUGCCCCCACUAUCUCCAUACACUCGGGGCCGCCCGGCGUGCUCAUUGCCUCCUACGCCCAGUUCUGCUCCUCUGAUGGUUGCAACAGGGCCAACAGCACCAGCGUCCUGCUGAAUUCCCUCCCCCAUCCAGCUGUGCCUGCCCCAGGAGACCUACAGUGUCCUGCCUGUGUGGAGGUCUCUGGGACCUGCGCAGAAAAUUCUAAAAAUAUCACCUGUCCUAAGGGCACCACUCAAUGUUACAGUGGCUACAUUCGUCUCAGCGGAGGUGGGGCGUCCUACACAGUGAACGUUCAGGGCUGCAUGACCCAGCCUUCCGGCUCCUUGUUGAACCAUACCUGGGAUAUUGGGGUCUUCUCUGUAUACGAGAGUUCUGAUGGGAAUGAAACGCUCCCCCAAGCCAGAGCUGCCCCUCCCCUCUAUCUGGCUUGGGCGGUUGGCCUUGGGCUAUUUUUAGCCCUUUGGUAUGGGGAACCCUCCGUGCUGACCCUAUUUCCCGAUGAUUCUUAGCCCCUGCCACACCUCCGCAACCAACCCUCCCUUGAACUCAUAACGGAACAGCCUUGGAUGCUGAAUUUCCCAGUCCUCUCCAUGAAUUAUUAUCCCCACACACUUUAUGACCUGAUAACCACUUAGGGAGGGGCUUGGGAACAUUGAACUUGCCCUAUGGACAUUCGAGCAGUGGCCACCUGUGUCUGAUAACACACCAUCCUUUCCCCCAACACAGGGUUUCUCUACGUGAGGGGAGGGCAGGGCACCCAGAGAUCUAAGAGUGGGUCAGGUCGCCAGCCUUCCCCUCGGCACUGGCUCUGUCCCCCUUCCUACAAGUCCUCCCAAGCCACUUUAAAAAAGAAACUCACUUCCUGGCUUAUUCUUCCUCCCACCGCCUCCUCCCUUCUCAGUCACAUAUCUUCAGCUGUCUGGAUACAUUUCUUUGCUUCUAUUUUUUCACCUUCCACUCACCCUUCCUUUCCCGCUUUCCAUCGCCCCCUUCUCGAACAUCCCUCUUACCAAAGUCACCAACAUCCUCUUCCAUUGCUACACUUGCCCGGUGCUCCUCAGGCUGGUGUUGCGGCAUUUGACCCAACACCGUACUUCUUUCCUGGCAUCAGCCCCCUAAGGGUAAAUGCAAAUCAAAAAGGAAAGAAAACUUCAUCUUCCCUGGCACAAAAAGGGAAAGAGAUCCCCCUUUAUUUCAGAGCAUUUUCUAUAGAAAAAUGUAUCAUUGAACUUCUUUAUCUCUGAGAGGUGUAUGGAAAUCUUCUAAAAAUUUUAAAUAGCCUCUUGCCAGCUUUGAAAUGUAAUGGCAAGGAAGGUCCCGCCCCUGUCUCCCAGGGUGGGGGGGGCAGGAGCCUGAGUCAGGCGGGCCCCUCCCUCCAAGUUGCAAAACUAUCUCCAUCAAAAUAUGAGAAGUUCACUUUUCCUUUGGAGAAAGCCAAUUAGCUGACACAGGCGGCCACCCCAUUACCAGGUGAAUUUAGGAUGAAGUACGGGUGACAGAUGGUGCUGUCCAAUCCUCUUACUUGAGGACUAGCUGUUGUUUAUCUUGAGAGCGUGUGUGUAAUGGCUUCUGUCUGCCUGGCCACAUAAGGGGUCAGCUUUCUUUCUGUCUUUGUAGUUCUUAGUGGAUCGCCUGUGAUGCUCAUCCCAUUCUGGCUUUAAUGCUCAGUCAGUCAUACAACUGCCUUUGAUUCCCUCUUCUACCUGUGUGGAGGGUUUGGGGGUUGAGAGGCGCCUUUCCUUUUAAUCACAUUCUCCUGGCACCCCCAACCUGGUGAAUUUGGAAGACAUCAUCCUGCCCGUCACUCCUGUUUUCAGCUGCUUCACCAGCCUUUAAAUGUGGCUGUUCCCCAGGGUCUGUGCCGGCUCCUUCCUCUCACUGCCCACAAGCCCCCCGCUCCCCGUUCAUGACUGCUCUUCCGUAAGCACGUGCCUCUCAAGUCUCCAGCUCUUAGCAGGACCUGGCUCCUGAGCUCCAGGCCUGGAUGUCCCGCUCCCUGUUGGACAUCGCCACCUGGAGGGCCCAGGGGAGAUUCUCAUGAUGGGCACAGUUCGUGUUCUAGCUGCCCAGCAUGUAAAGGACUCUGCUAUAUUUGGGGAGUUUUCUACCUCCCCAAGGCAGAAGCCAGAAAAUAUUAAAAAAGAAUGGACUUGGUUGCUAAAGGGGAGAGGUGGGGGAGGAUGGGUGGGAAGGGAGGGAGAAGGGGAUUGUGGGGUAUCAUGAUUGGUGCACAUGGUGUGUGUGGGGUCACGGGGAAGACAGCAUAGCACAGAGAAGACAAAUAGGGACUCUGGCAUCUUCCUACACUGAUGGACAGUGACUGAAAUGGGGUAUGGGGGGACUUGAUAAUAAGGGUGAAUGUAAUAACCAUAUUAUUUUUCUUGUGAAACCUUCAUAAGAGUGUAUAUCAAUGAUACCUUAAUAAAAAUAAAUUUAAAAAAGAGAA
Manis pentadactyla (Chinese pangolin) is the source of this 3611-nucleotide messenger RNA. RefSeq names its product CD177 molecule (gene CD177). The record is from RefSeq and is a predicted model, not a curated record. The transcript has 10 exons. NCBI's taxonomy places the organism in Eukaryota, Metazoa, Chordata, Mammalia, Pholidota, Manidae. The coding region runs from base 469 to 1674 and encodes 401 amino acids. Gene Ontology annotation, cellular component: plasma membrane raft; plasma membrane. Gene Ontology annotation, biological process: cell-cell junction maintenance; leukocyte cell-cell adhesion; positive regulation of neutrophil degranulation.